Pogonomyrmex barbatus (red harvester ant) is the source of this 892-nucleotide messenger RNA. RefSeq names its product polypeptide N-acetylgalactosaminyltransferase 35A (gene Pgant35A). Gene Ontology annotation, cellular component: Golgi apparatus. Gene Ontology annotation, molecular function: Notch binding; polypeptide N-acetylgalactosaminyltransferase activity. Gene Ontology annotation, biological process: protein O-linked glycosylation; regulation of Notch signaling pathway. Lineage: Eukaryota; Metazoa; Arthropoda; Insecta; Hymenoptera; Formicidae. The record is from RefSeq and is a predicted model, not a curated record.
ACGGAACGAUAACCACAGUAUACUUCUAUUACGUCAUAGCAUGAACAUUCGGAGUGAAUAAAAGAACACACCCAGUGUCUCUAGUUCACAAUUUAUCUUUCUUUCUUACAUCGGAAGAAGAAAGAUAAACUUUAAACUAGUGCAGCCAAUUCAGCUAAAAAGAAUAGACCUCUUGUAAUUACCCUCACAUGAUCAAAUUAUAAAGAUGGCGGCGUAUUUGGUCCCGGCUGUCGAUUGAAAAGUGUUGCUCGCUUCGAAAAUAUGUUUUUAAAAGUUAUUUAAAAACUAUUUAUCUUAAAAUAAUUGCACGAAAUUGAAUUAUAAUACACGGUGAAUAUUUAUCAGAGGUAAAGAUGAUAUCAACGAGAUACGUAUCGUUCUUGUCAGGAAUAGUGAUAGCUUCUCUAACAUGGGCGUUUAGCCUGUAUCUAUAUUCAAGGCUGACACAAAAUGCCAUUACUACGAGUCCUACAAUGCUAUCACUCUCUAAUCAUAGAGAAAGUAUUGACAAAGAAAUGCUGCGUGACAACAUUAUCAUUGCUCGCAAUGAAAAACAGAUUAUUAUUGGCAAAAAUGCCUAUAAUUUGAAGAGUAAUAAAGACAGUAGGAACAAUAAUCUACUUUUGCAGCAAUUGCAACCUGUUCCAGUAAAGCCUGCAAUCACUUUAGAGCAAGGUUUGGAUGAAUUAGGUAUGGUAAAGAAUUUGGAGGAUCAACAAAAGAGAGAUGAGGGUUAUAAAAACUAUGCUUUUAAUGUUCUGAUAUCUGAUAAUCUUGGUAUACGAAGAAAUAUACCAGAUACAAGGCACAAAUUAUGCAGAGCGCAGAAAUAUCCUAUUAAUUUGGCAAAUGCUAGUAUAAUUAUCUGUUUUUACAAUGAGCAUUAUACAAC